This is a messenger RNA of Epinephelus fuscoguttatus (brown-marbled grouper), 2095 nucleotides long. RefSeq lists its product as uncharacterized. The record is from RefSeq and is a predicted model, not a curated record. The transcript is spliced from 9 exons. Lineage: Eukaryota; Metazoa; Chordata; Actinopteri; Perciformes; Serranidae. The coding region runs from base 209 to 1414 and encodes 401 amino acids. Gene Ontology annotation, cellular component: membrane.
CUGCGGCCCUGUGACCCUCCAUAAGCAGAGAUUUAAUGGGUUUAAAUGCAGCUCUGCGGCUUGUGGUGACCUCUGUCUGCCGCAGGGAGAACGGCUCCGCACCGGGAUAAACACCCUGACCAGAGACCUUUCAGCGGCUGUCAGCAUCAUCACCCCGACAACGGGCAUUCUUCCCUCGGGGCCGUCUGAUGGAAGGGUGACGGGAACGAUGCUGAGAUUCCUCCAUAUCCUUUUAACAGGCCUGUUAGGUGCUCUCUGGGAUGGAGUUGCUGCUUUUGGUAAGCCAGGUGGAGUCAGACUAGUGGACGGGGAGAACAAGUGUUCAGGCAGAGUUGAGGUGCUCCGCCAUGACCAGUGGGGGACUGUUUGCGAUCAUGGCUGGGACCUCCGGGAGGCUCAUGUGGUGUGCCUGGAGCUGGGCUGUGGCUUAGCUGAAUCUGCCCUACAUGGUGCAGUAUAUGGUCCAGGCAGUGGAGAGAUCUGGCUUCGGCAUGUCCAGUGUACCGGACAUGAGUCCAGUUUGACACGCUGUGCUGUUGUCCUCCACAGUAACGCCUACUGCUCCCAUGAGAACGAUGCAGGGGUGAAAUGCUCAGGUACCCUUUUAAUGCCCACCCUCACCCUCCUGUCACCUCACACUGUGUUCUCUCCUGGCGAGGCUGUUCGCUUCGGCUGCAGGGCUCUGCUGGGUCACCACCUCAGUGACUUUCACCUGUACAAGCAUGGAGUGUCCACGCCGCUGGUUACACAAAGAGCGGACCAAACACUGACCAGAGUGGAGCUGACACUGUCUGACAUAGAGACUUUCCACCAGGGCAGCUACAGUUGUCGGUAUAGGAUUAAGAGUGGCUUUCCUUCUCAGCUGCUCAGCUCUCCACCCAGUAACUCCAUCAACAUUACUGUUGUGGAACUACUGACUCCCCAGCACUGGUACAACACGUCCACCGAGGCCCCGGCUGGUUCCGUCAUUAAAGGCCACAAUUUUAACAUCACCUGCUCCACCCCGCAGCAGUACCCUGGAGGUUCCUUCCAGCUGCGUCUGAUCCGCUCCAACGGCACAGUGCGCCAGACCUUGCCUGCCCUCACCCCGUCCGUCACGUUCACCUUUUCCAAUGCCCAGAGCUCCAACGAGGGCUACUACUACUGCCUGUAUCGGGUCCAGCUGGGUGGACGCACCUUUGUCUCCAGAGAAAGCCAGCCCCUGCCUAUAGCCAUCAGAGACCCAGAUCCAAUACUGAGUCCGAUGGUGAUCAGCUGGCUUGUGUCCGGCGUGACAUUUGUCAUAGCUGUCAUCGUUAUAAUCAUUGUGGCCAAAGUGCUGUGUAACAAGGAGAAGAAGCCCACUGAACUGGAGCGAGAGACCAGAACCUGUGUGGACAACACUUAUGUUGCCUUAUCGAUUAACAAGCUAUGACGGGGUAUGCAGGCAACAGAUCACUCAACAAUCACAAGUGUGUGGACAGUCAGAGGGCUCACACUGCGUCCAACGUGGAUUCAGUCUGCAGGACAGCUUGGUCGGUCAUCUGCCACACCUUUGGAAAGAGCCACCACCGACUCAGUUCAGUUUGUGUUUGAACGAGGACGUUUUUACUGGACUCUUAACGUUGACCAACAUCACACUGAACUUGAGGCUAGUGUAACUGGUGGGAAAUAACAGAUGUGAUAUUAUGGUGAGAUGUGAGCUGAGAGCCACAGAAGACUGACAGAAGAAUCUAUUUCCAGUUCAAAGCCUGUACUGGUUCCAGCUAGACCUCAGAGUCACCCAGGCUUGGCUACUGCCAUGACACCAGAUACAUGAAGUGGAAAACUGCUACUGAAAAUCUAAGUAGGGAAACUAUGACUUGGGUCCCUCAGGUCUGUGUAAAUGGAGUUUAAGAACAUUGUUUUGUAUUUAUUACCAGGUAACACUAACAACAGGCUCCACUAGCUUAUUAUGUACUUGCUUCUACAGAUCAACGAUCCUUAAAGGAUUAGAUGUUUUUGUAUUUUAAGUCUAACCUUACUAUGCAUCUUAUGUCAUUUACAUUAUGUACAUUACUGCACUUAAUGUUGGUAAAUAGAAGCUGUAGUUGAUUAAAAUGCUGCUGUUGUUGGA